This is a messenger RNA of Paramecium pentaurelia, 2055 nucleotides long. The record is from the annotation of a GenBank genome assembly. Lineage: Eukaryota; Ciliophora; Oligohymenophorea; Peniculida; Parameciidae.
AUGCAAUAAACACAUAUGUAAGAAGAAAAAUAGGAGAUAAAUCCAGAUAGCAGUCCAAGUUUAUCAGACAGCUAAAAUGAUAAGAAAGAACCAAUUAAGUAAUACUUCUCAACAAAAUGUAAAUGGAUUUCUUUCAGUGUUACUUUCUUUGUGUUAGCUGGUAUCGGAAUAUUUUUAGGAAUAUAUCUAAGUCAAAAUACUAGUUCUGCUCCAACACUUAAAAAAUUCUAAAGAGAUGAAUUCUAAUAGGUGGAUGAAAUCUGUAUGCACUAUACAUCAGAUAAAAUCCACAAUUGUACUUAAAUUGAAAUGAAAACAAAAAGAGUGGUUAAUGAUGUCAACAAAUAAAAUGCCACAAGCUUGUUGAUGUUAACAAGCUUGAAAGUCAAAACCUUCUAAUAGAAUUCUGAUGGAACCAGAUAGUAUGAUGAAAUGAUUGAUUAGAAUACAGAAAUAGAAGAAUAAAUUUAGAAAUCUUUAAGAAGAUUACAACAAAGUCAACCUACAGAAAAUGACAAUUUUUGUGAAGGAAUUCCUGCAGAUGAAUGUGGAAAUGUAAAUGAGGUACCAUUAGUUACAGUAAUUACUGACUAAUAGACUGGAGCAAUAUAGUAAAUUGGAAUACCUAUUGAAAUUCCAGAUCUACUCAUAUAACCAUUAGUUUCUAACAUUAUACAUAUUGCUCCAAAUGUAGCUGAAUCAACUAAUACUACUGGAACUGAUGGGAAUAGAUUACUAAAAGAAGAUUAUUCAAAUGUUUACUUUAUUGGCAAGGAAGCAUUUAUUCCUAAAUCAAGUAAAACAAAAUCAUGGUUUGGUAAUACUGUAAUUAAAAAGACUAUAUCUUAAUCAGAUUAAAUAGAUGGUAAUUCUUAAGGAAUCAAUAUUUUUGAUAUGUUUGAAUAAUCAUAAGAAACUAUCCUAGACAAUAACAAUUACUUAGUAUCUUCACAUAUAACUACUGAUUCUAAAUAUAGUAAUUCUAUAUAAACAGAAAAUGUUAAUUAAAACUCUGAUGAUUUAGCUGAUAAAUCAGAGACAGAAAUUACUAAUGAUUCAAAUUUAAUAACUGUUGAAACCAAAUCAGAUGAGGAUUUAACAAAUCUUCUGACAGAAAUUAAAAAUAAAUAAACUAUUCAAUAUUAUACUAUUUAGGAUUUAUAAGAUAAAAUAUAAAAUUAAUAAGAUUAAUAAGAUUAAGUGUAAGAUUUAUAAUAAGAAGGUAAUAGAUUAUUAGAAAAUGAAAAUGGAGAUGUUCAUUCUAAUUCUGAAACUGAAUAUGAAAGUUAAGAAGGUGAAUGUACUUCUAGUAUUUUCAACUAAAAAAGAACUCUAAAAGAAGCUACAGUAUUGAAAUAAAAAGUUGGAUUAUAAGCAGAAUUUAAAGGAGAAGUAAAAGAAGGAAGUGCUUCAGGGUUUUUCAAAACUUGUGUUUCACUUAAUGGUGGUUGCGUAGUUGAUUUAUACAAAAGAGAUUUUUCAUAUCAAGGAAAACCUUUAGAAAAAUUUGAAAUAAAAGGAGAGAAAUCUCAGAGAAUUUUUAGUAUAAUUAUUUUAAUCAUGGGUUAUCCUGUAACUGUUGGGGCAGAUUAUAAUUAUUCUUGGGGUUUUAUUGAAUCUCCUAUCAAAACUGAAAAUGAAUUUGGUAUUUCUUAAUAUAUUUAUGCAUCUUUGAGUGUUACAGCUUAUGGAGAGUUAAAUUUAGUACAUAUAAUUAAAAUUAGAGCAGGAGUUCAAGGAUAUAUUUUCAAAGGAUCUGCUAAUGGGGUUGCAUAAUUUAUGAUUAAUUAAGUAGACAAUGUAAUCAUACCUGAAAAAUAUAUUGUAUUUUUAGAUUUUUAGAUCGAAAGUUUGACAUUUGAUGUUUAUGCAUCAUAUUAACAUAUAACAUUUAGAUUGGCUAGAAAGUGCUUUAGGAGAUGGAGGUUUAGAAUUUGCUGGUAUGUGCCAUAGAUUGGUUAUUCAAAUUGGAGUGACGUUUACAGAAAAAGCUUUUAGUUAGCGAAUUUUUAAGCAAAAAAAAGAAUCUUUGAGAUCAAAUCCAAAUGCUAUUGA